AUGUCGGUCUCAAGCCUGGUUGACUGGCUAGGUCUGAGCGAAACCUCACCUCAAGUCAAGCUAAGCACCUUACCACUGUCGCAUUUCAAGUUUCCUCCUGCGCCAGGACCGACUACAGUACCGCCUCCACCGGCAGCUUACAAUGAGCCAACCCUUGCGCACCCAUUCACGGUACCCACCGACAUCUACAACGACCUCCUCAAGCCGCAAGUCCCCAUCACGGUCGCUUUGGUGUACAUGUCAUUGGUUUCAGUGCUGAAUCAGGUCAAUGCCAACCGCGGGAACAAACCAUGGGCAAUUAGCAGAACACGCCUCUUCAAAUUGCUGGUCAUCUUCCACAAUGUCUUCUUGGCGGCAUAUUCAGCAUGGACGUGUGUGGGCAUGGUCAAUGCCUUGCACCGGUCGCUACCAGCGCUGGAUGAAGAAUGGAGUGUUUCAACAACAGUGGACGCGCUAUGCAAGCUGCACGGGCCUCGAGGAGCGGGAAAUGCGGCGACAUACAACGCGACCACCAGUGCAUGGACCAUGACAAACCAUCUAUUCCACCUGGCUGCGGACGGCCUCGGUCCUGAGGCUACCGAUGCCGGGCGCAUGUGGAACGAGGGGCUAGCGUUCUACGGCUGGUUCUUUUACCUGUCAAAGUUCUACGAGAUUGUGGAUACCUUGAUCAUCCUGGCAAAGGGCAGGAGGAGCAGCCUCUUGCAGACUUACCACCAUGCUGGUGCCAUGCUGUGUAUGUGGGCUGGUAUUAGAUACAUGUCUCCGCCCAUCUGGAUGUUCGUUCUGGUCAACUCCGGCAUUCACGCCGUCAUGUACACGUUCUAUCUUCUCUCGGCGCUCGGGAUCAAAGUGCCCAAGUGGUUCAAGCAGACCUUGACGACCCUGCAGAUUACGCAGUUCGUCGUCGGAGCGACCUACGCAUUCCUACACAUCUUCGUUGCGUACCAGAUCCCAGUCAAAGUGCCCUACCUUUACCACCUCGGCGGAGUCGCCUCAAAGGUCGUCUCAGAAGCUCCAACCGAGGUCACCUCCAGCGUCGCUUCGACAAUUUCCACCGCUGCGAAUUAUGGCGCUUGGCUGAAGAAGGCCGUCCUCCGAGGCGCGGGCUAUGAGGGUCUCGCAGAAAACGUCGUGAACGAGCAAGGCAAGCCGUUCGGAGUCGACGCCGUUCAUAUCGUAGAGGAUGCAGUCAGGAGAGAAGAGACACGCUACAGAGACGAACUCCAGUGGGCUCAUUGCCUUGACACCAGUGGGCAAGUCUUUGCCAUCCUCCUGAACUGCGUGUACCUCCUACCGCUUACCUGGCUCUUCUUGCAAUUUUUCAUCCAGGCAUACAUUAAGCAAACCGAGCGGAGACGAAGUCGAUCCGCGAGCGAUGCUGCCGUGGCCGCUCGAAACAGCUUUCUCGACGCUUCCAAGGGUGUGUCCAGACGUCUGAGUCAAGCAGUUCAAGAGAUGCACAAUGUAUCCGAAGACAUUGGCGAUGACACCGUCUUUGUGGACGGCGAUGAAAUUAGGAGAGAAAUGAGAGAAGCCGCUGAACAAGCCAAGAACGCAAUCAAGCGAGGAGAAAACAAGGUGAAGUCGUCAGUCAAAAACAGCGGCAUUAGUCCCGAGGCCGUAAAGCAGGAGUUCCACCGUGAUAUGGAAUCAGCCGGGAAGACACUGCAAGAUACAGCCGACAAAGUGAAGAAUGCAGCUGCCAAGGCUGGAGAUGCGGAGAGAAGAGAGCAGAUCAGCGCAAAGGUGCAGUCCUUGAAAGAUAGCGCCGCCGAUGCCGUGGAGAAGGCUGUGGACAGCAUCAAGUCCGUGGCCGGAAGUGCGCGUGAGCAAGCCGCGCCUGCCGUUAACUAUGCUUCAGAGAAAGCCGGCGAGUUGAAAGACCAGGCUGAGCCCACUGUCAACGCAGCAGCUGACAAGGCCGCCGAACUGAAGGAUCGGGCCUUCGAGACAGCCAAGAGCACUGCAGGCGACGCAAAAGCAUCCAUACCAGAGUCAGUUGACGAGGCCAAAGAGUCAGGGCAGCAAGCAAGUGCGUCGGCAAAGCAAACUGCCAAAAAUGUCGCAGAUCAAGCCAAAGAAGCAGCAUCAACAACAGCCGAUGAGGCAAAAGAGCCAGCACAGAAAGCAGGCAACGCAGCCGAAGAGACCGCUCAAACUGCCGAGGAAGCUGCAGAAGCCACUGUUGAAUCGGCCUCGAGCAAAGCAGAAGACCUCUCCAGGGAGAUCCAGGACAGUCUAGAACAGGGCACACCGUCGGGAGAGGGAGAACAAUCCGAGGUAGACAAGUUCACAUCACAAAACCAAGAAUCGAAUACAACGCCGGAAACAAAGUCCCCAAACGGAAAUGGCACAGGCGCCGACGAGGUGCCUGGGCAGAGUCAGAGCGAGGGGAGAGCGGAUGAGAGUGAACAGACGAAGGCGGAGAAGAAAGAAGAAGACCAGAUCAUCGACGAGAGCCAGGUCGUCAGAGACGAGGACGUUGAUGCAAACACUCAAACUAAUGGCGAUGGUAGUGGCAAUGCAGAGGAAGCGUCGGCGACCUCGGCGCAAGGAGCAGGGUCGGGCGAUAGGCCAAGCUUUGCGGAUAUGUUGAAGAAGGGCGACGAGGAAGGGGAUGAGGUGGACGGAGGGGACAAGGACAAAGAGGACAAGGAGAAAGACGGGUGGGGGAUCUGA
Messenger RNA from Cladophialophora carrionii CBS 160.54, 2679 nucleotides. RefSeq lists its product as uncharacterized. Gene Ontology annotation, biological process: fatty acid elongation, monounsaturated fatty acid; fatty acid elongation, saturated fatty acid; fatty acid elongation, polyunsaturated fatty acid. The coding region runs from base 1 to 2679 and encodes 892 amino acids. The record is from RefSeq and is a predicted model, not a curated record. The transcript has 2 exons. NCBI's taxonomy places the organism in Eukaryota, Fungi, Ascomycota, Eurotiomycetes, Chaetothyriales, Herpotrichiellaceae. Gene Ontology annotation, molecular function: fatty acid elongase activity. Gene Ontology annotation, cellular component: endoplasmic reticulum membrane.